This is a messenger RNA of Jatropha curcas, 5213 nucleotides long. It is a transcript of the gene SAC3B, whose product is annotated as SAC3/GANP/Nin1/mts3/eIF-3 p25 family. Gene Ontology annotation, cellular component: cytoplasm; transcription export complex 2; nucleus. The record is from RefSeq and is a predicted model, not a curated record. NCBI's taxonomy places the organism in Eukaryota, Viridiplantae, Streptophyta, Magnoliopsida, Malpighiales, Euphorbiaceae. Gene Ontology annotation, biological process: mRNA export from nucleus.
ACAAGGCAAAGCUGAACUAUUUCUGGAUUCAAUUCAAACGACGGAAUUUGAGAAAGAACCACAAAUUUGCCUUUCAAUUUCAAGUUCCAUCAGUGAGAGAAGAAAACAAAUAUUUCUGGAUUGAUUUGCAGAGUGCAAAGCUACCAUCACAUAUGCGUUAAAGUAAGAGGAACGAGAAAAAGAUCAAUAAGUAGAAGGAAUGACGGGGUUCGGCAAGGCUUCGGGACCGGCAGGGCCACCGUCAUCGCAACCGCGGUUCGGGAACUUUCCUCGUCCUCCUUCUCCUCCUCAAACGCUGCCUUUUCCUCAUUCUGUCUCUGCACGAUCUCCAAGUCCCAGGGAUCCUGUAGCUAUAGAGAGAGUGCGGUCACCACCAUUGGUUUAUGAUUCAUUGAUUUAUGAAACCUCUGGUCUUGCUGAACAAUCUGCUGGAAUCCCAAGGAGACCUGGAACACUAGAAAGAGUGCGCUCUCCUCCACUGUCCUUUGACAACAACGGAAGACCAUCUUAUCCAUCUGUUGGAGCCCAGAGGCCCACUGUCUCACCUCCUCAAUGGGUUAAUGGUACGAGAUCUUUUUCUAAACUUGAUGAACUAACAAAUCUAAGGCCUUCUGCAGUCACUUCAUUUGUUGCUUCACGAAAUUCCGGAAAUAGUUUCACAGCUAAGUUCUCCAGAUUUCAAGAUUUAAAAAGGUCUAGAUCACCUCCUUCAUAUGCUUCGAGUGAAGACAUUUCUAGAAAUUCCAGUCGAACUUUCCUUCAAAGCAAUUCAGAUUCGCUUGUUGAUAAUCACUUAAGUCCAGCAAGAACAAAAUUGCCUCCCUCGCCUUUUGAAAAUGACAGUUCAACUGAGCAUGUCUAUCCUUCUUUUGGUGACGGCCAACCGCCUGUUUUAUCUCCUUCUGCAUUGGAUAAUCAGCAAAAGUUUCCAAAUGAUUAUCCUAAUCCUUUGGUCCGCCAACAACAAUCCUCGGACUUGCCACAUGCGGGUUCUUAUGAUAAUCCAAGAAGUUUUAUAAAUGAAGUUGCUGACGUCCCUGUGCCCACGCAAUCCAGGUCGCCACCCAGACCAGCUACAAAUGAAGUUCUUCAAAAGGAAUCCCAAAGGCCAUCUACAUCUCCUCCUAGGUUGGAUGUUAGAUCAAAUUUUCCGUCCAGUGCAUCUGAUUUCCAAAUUCCUCAGAGAACUUUUCCUUCUGCCAAUAAUACUGCUCUGGAACCUGCUCCCAACAGGAUAACCAACUACUCUGUUGCAAAGAGAACAAGGUCACCUCCUUUGCCUACUGCUGAUAAAGUCAUUCAAGAUGAUACUGAACGAGAGAUGCAAGCCAAGGCAAAGCGGUUAGCUCGCUUUAAGGAUGAAUUGAGUAGAAGUGUUGAAAAUAGACCUGAUUUUGCCGAACAAAAGACUUCUAUUGGCAGACUUGAACAAUCUAAAGCGGAAAGACAACAGUUUAUUGGAAGGCACUCCACAGUAUCUGGAGCAGGAGGGGAUUUCACUGAUGGCAAUAUUUCCUCUGAUUUUGAGGGCUUAGAAACAUCCAGUAUAAUCGUUGGGUUGUGUCCUGAUAUGUGCCCUGAAUCGGAAAGGGAAGAACGAGAAAGGAAAGGGGACCUUGACCAGUAUGAACGAUUGGAUGGCGAUAGAAAUCAAACCAACAAAUUUCUUGCUGUUAAAAAGUAUAAUAGGACAGCAGAGAGGGAAGAAAAUCUUAUACGUCCUAUGCCUGUCCUUCAGAAGACUAUUGAUUAUCUGCUCAAUUUGCUUGAUCAGCCUUAUGAUGAUCGGUUUCUUGGCAUAUACAAUUUCUUGUGGGACAGGAUGAGAGCAAUCCGAAUGGACCUGAGGAUGCAACACAUUUUCAACCAGGAAGCUAUAACAAUGUUAGAGCAAAUGAUAAGGCUUCACAUAAUUGCUAUGCACGAGUUGUGUGAAUACACAAAAGGAGAAGGUUUUUCUGAGGGAUUUGAUGCACACCUUAAUAUCGAACAGAUGAACAAGACUUCAGUUGAUCUGUUUCAAAUGUAUGAUGAUCACAGGAAGAAGGGAGUUACUUUUCCAACAGAAAAAGAAUUCCGUGGUUAUUACGCUCUUCUGAAACUUGACAAGCAUCCUGGAUAUAAAGUUGAACCUGCAGAGCUCUCCCUGGAUCUUGCAAAUAUGUCUCCAGAGAUAAGGCAAACCCAAGAUGUGCUAUUUGCCCGUGAUGUAGCAAGGGCUUGCAGGACAGGAAAUUUUGUUGCCUUCUUUCGACUCGCAAGAAAAGCAACUUACCUUCAAGCCUGCUUAAUUCAUGCUCACUUUGCAAAGUUGCGAACUCACGCACUCGCUUCUUUGCACUCUGGUCUACAAAAUAAUCAAGGCCUCCCAGUUGCUCAUGUUGCCAAAUGGCUGGCAAUGGAGGAAGAAGAUAUUGGAAGCCUAUUAGAGUAUCAUGGAUUUUCGAUGAAAGAAUUUGAAGAGCCAUAUAUGGUAAAGGAAGGCCCAUUUCUCAAUGGUGAUCAGGAUUACCCUACCAAGCGCUCAAAGCUAGUUCAACUGAAAAAAUCUAGAAAAAUAGUUGACAAUGUGUCACCUACUUCUCAAGUGGUGGCCUUGCCUGUUCAAGUGUCCAAGGAGAUUCAGCAGCCCAUGAUCGACAAGCCAGAAAAAAAUGUUGUUCCUUCUACUUUUGUGAAUAGCAAGAAUUCUAUUCAUGGUACUGAUGAAGAAAUGGCUGUCUCUGAAGUUGCUUCAUCCCCAAAAAUUGUCAAGCAAGUGCAGCCAAUAAUUGGAAAGUCCACAAUUGGGCUACUAAAUGAGGACAACCAUCAGGCAGGAGAUGCCUUUAUUUCUCCAUGGGGCUUCCCCAUGGUUCAUGGCUCCCCAGUUUCUCCACCAGCUAAACUCAAAGAUGUAGACAAAUCAAAUGAUGAUGUUCUUUUUGACAUCUCUGCUGAGAAGAACAUGUCGUCUGCCAUGGAAGUUAUUGCACCACAACUUGUGUCUAGAACAGCUUUGCAAGAGAGAUCCCCAAGUGCUAAAAAUGAUGCUAUGGAGAAUACAAUCCCGCAAGUUUUGAUUUCUAAUGAGUCAAAAGAUGAAGAGCAUCCUGAUAUUAAUCAAGAAAAGGAAAAUGAGGAACUUAUGGAAAAUUAUGAAGAUGAAGAAAUUACUCAGGCAAAGCUCAAGUUAAUUAUAAGGUUGUGGAAGCGGCGUUCUUCAAGACAAAGGGAGCUGCGUGAACGAAGACAGAUAAUAGCAAAUGCUGCACUAAAUUCACUGCCAUUGGGACCGCCAAUUCAAAAGGCAAAAGAUCAACUGAGCAGUGCUAGUGAGUUUGAUAUUGAACAUAUCUUAAGGGAAAGAUAUAAAAAACAUGAACAAUCAUGGUCAAGGCUGAAUGUGUCAGAUGUCACUGCGGAUAUACUUGGGAAAAGAAAUCCUGGUGCUGGAUGCCUGUGCUGGAAAAUAGUGUUGUGCUGCCAGAUGAACCACCAAGAAAGAGACAAAAUGGGGCAGAGGAACGAGGUUUUGAAUGUGGGAGCAGGCCCGUGGUUGCUUUCAAAGAUCUUGCCUUCCAAAAAAGAUGAUGAUGAUAAUGAUGAUCUGAUAGUUUCAUCUUCUGGCAUAUCAAUAUGGAAAAAAUGGGUUCCCAGCCAACAUAGUGAUGACUUGACCUGCUGCUUAUCAGUUGUUAGGAAUGUUAAUUUUGAUGGUUUAAAUGGGACGCUAGAUGGUGCUAGUGCUAUUUUGUUCCUUGUAUCUGAAAGCAUCCCAUUGAAUGCUCAGAAAGUGCAACUUCAGAACCUGCUUUUGUCCAUCCCUUCUGGUUCCUGCCUGCCCCUUCUGGUCUUGUGUGGUUCGUAUGAUAAAGAAGUUUCAGAUCCUUCCUCCACUAUAGUUUUUGAAUUGGGUCUUCAUGACAUUGAUAAAUCACGAGUAAGCAGCACUUCAGUUGUUUUCCUUAUUGGAGACCAAGAGCGGGAAUCCUUGGAUGGUUUUUUUAGUGAUGUGAGAUUAAGGGAAGGAUUACAGUGGCUGGCAAGUGAAUCACCUCUACAACCUGACAUUCACCGCAUAAAGACUCGUGAUCUGAUUCUAACCCACCUUACUCCCUCCUUGGAUUCCCUUGAAAAAGCAAGCGAUCAUGAAGUAGGUCCUAAUCACUGUAUUUCAGCCUUCAAUGAAGCCUUGGAUUGGUCUAUGGGGGAAAUUGCUGCUGCUGCCCAAUCAAGACCUAUCAGUUGGCCAUGUCCUGAGAUUGCGUUGCUGCCAGAUUCCUCUGAGGAGCAUAUGGUGGUGAACUGGUACUUGCCAAGCAUAGGGUGGAGCUCAGCAGCAAGAAUUGAACCAUUUUUAUUUGCAGUAAGGGAAUGCAAACUUCCUAUUUUUCCUGAUGCUAUAUCCUGGUCUGACAAGGGUGCUAAAUCAGGUGACGAGAUUGAGAACCUGAGAUCAGAACUUGAGAACUGCUUGAUCAGUUACUUGACUCAAUCAAGUGGGAUGAUGACAUUCAACUUAGCAAUAAAGGAGGCACAUGUAAUGCUACAAAAAAGUGCUCGGCUUGAGCUCGAUGACUCAAUCUACUAUAUCGUUCCUAAGUGGAUCUCAAUUUUUAGACGGAUCUUUAAUUGGCGGCUAGCAAGACUAUCAAAUGCGGCGUUUUCUUCAGCCUAUGUUUUAAGGCAGCAUCAUGUCAAUCCGACUUUACGCAUUCUUGAUGAUAAGCUUGGGCUUGAAGGAAAUGUAUCUCUGCCUCACUUGAGUCAACCCUCCUUGGAUGAAAUAAUUGUUGGGUGUGCCCCCCCAGUACAAAUAAGGGGUCAGCCGCAGGUGGAAGUUUUUCAAUCUCCACCAAGGAUAGAAGGUGAUGUCGAGGCAGCUACUAACGAGAAUGACUUGAUGGAGGAUGAAAGAACUACAGAGUUGGUCACCAAUCAUGUUGAUCAUGUAACAACGAGACUGAACUUUGCUGGUGCUGAUAUUAUGGUUGGCAGCAGAACGACGAAGGAAGCCGACAAACUAAGCAAGUUGUUGGAACAGUGUAACAUAGUGCAAACUUCCAUAGAUGAGAAGCUUUACCUUUAUUUCUGAUCUUCUUAUACGCCCUUUAUUUAAGUAGGGGGGUUGGUUAACUUUGUACCAUUGUAUUGAUGUACUCUUUCUUAUACAAGAAAAUAGUAAGAGCUUUUUCUGAGCAAGUAUAAAUAUUAGUUGUCUUUAAAUUGAA